Molecule: messenger RNA, 1259 nt
Organism: Brienomyrus brachyistius
Lineage: Eukaryota; Metazoa; Chordata; Actinopteri; Osteoglossiformes; Mormyridae
Product: troponin I, slow skeletal muscle-like
Exons: 8
Coding region: 210-662 (150 amino acids)
Biological process (GO): muscle contraction
Cellular component (GO): troponin complex
Source: RefSeq, a predicted model, not a curated record
CCUACUUUCACAGGCGGGUAGGACCCCAUAAAGCCAUCAGUCAAAGUAACAUAUAACAUCAUCUUCCAUCUCCUUCUUCCACAAGCCAGCUCGUUCGCUCACACCAGAGGGACAGAAUCUGGAAUCACCAUGUCUGAGGGAAAAAAUCGAAGUACUCAGCCACACGUCGGCUUCAGCUGAAGUCUAAACUGCUGAAGAAGGCAGCAACCAUGCUGGAGGCCGAGAAGGAGGAGAAGAAGAUGGAGAGGGAGAGCACCUUGAAGGAAAGGGUUCCUCCUCUCAAGCUGGCCGGUUUGUCAGUCAAGGAGCUGCAGGAACUCUGUAAAGAACUGUACCGCAACAUCGAUAUUGUAGAUGAAGCACGGUACGACAUCGAAGUUAAAGUGGCCAAAAAUGACAAGGAGAUUGAGAACCUGUGUCAGAAGAUCGCAGAUCUGAAGGGCAAAAUGAAGCGACCCAACUUGAAGAGGGUGAAGAAAUCGGCUGAUGACAUGCUGGGCGCCUUGAGCGACACCAAGCUCAUGAAGGCCGACUUCAAAGCCAACCUCAAGACGGUCAAGAAGGAGGAAGAGAAGAGGGAGGAGGUGACAGACUGGCGGAAGAACGUGGAGGCCAUGUCAGGAAUGGAGGGCAGGAAGAAGCUGUUUAAUGCUGCCCAGUGAAAGCUUGAUGUUGUCCUCAAGUAAUUCUACCCAAGCAACUCUCUCAGAGGUACAACAGAAAUGCCCUCCUGGGACUUAGCCAUGAAAACUUGGGUAAAAUUCCAGGUCCUUCACUCCACUUUUGCUGCCAUUUCUGUUGGCUGAGACUAGGCUUUGACAGACCACAGAAGAUAUGGAUGUCGAACGCAUGGUCUCAUUGUGUACAGAUCUUGUCUUGUCUUUCCUUUUAAGUUAAAUCUCAGAUUGUAAAGCGUUCUUGGUGUUUUCUUGGCUUUCUGUUCUUGUUCUUUGUAUUGGUGUACAGCCCAGCGAUAUGCCCCCGCGGCGGAAAUCCCCCCCCUCACCGUUCAUGUCGAUUCAGCGAUAUGAAUUAAAGAAGCUAUAAAAAAUAUACGAGACCCUGUCGGGAGAUCGGAAGGCAUUCGUCGGGAUUUUAUUUCGCGACGCGCCACGGGCAUCGCACCAACCUCCGAGCCCUAAACACAAAAACAAUUACUGUGAAAGAAUAGGGGGCCGGUGUUGUAUCGAUUGCUCUGAAAUUGCAUUUUUGAUUGAAUGGUGUCACUCAUAAAUAAAAAUCAAUAUUCCUGACCUGAA